Molecule: messenger RNA, 654 nt
Organism: Protopolystoma xenopodis
Lineage: Eukaryota; Metazoa; Platyhelminthes; Monogenea; Polystomatidea; Polystomatidae
Source: the annotation of a GenBank genome assembly
UUAUUUGCCAUUCUGUCUAGUUCUUUUAUCGACAUUACCCAACUGCCGUACGACUUGACCCAAUUACUGGAACUUGAGCUUGAAGGUCCAAACCAGCAACGUGGCGGUCGCCUCUUUGUUCUUGUCACAUUGACCGGCCUCAUCCGUUCUCCAGCCAUCCGACUUGCUGCCUCCUCCUUGAUCAAUAAUGGCUCUCCCCUAGCUAGCGCUUUUCCAUCUAAUGGUGAGAAUACUACCUCUGGCGCUGGUGGAGCUAUCCCUUCUAACGGUUCUAUGAAGUUACAGCAGCUGCCCAUGAUCAGCUCUGAUAACGGGAGCCCAGUGGAAAUUGCUCCACCAUCAAUUUCUUCUGUUAUACCAUCUAGCAUCACUCUUAAUACGAACAGAUUCUCAGAUACCCUGAUGGAACAUAUGAUGUCUUUUAAUUCACCAUUACCACUCAAGGUUAUCAAGGAAAUAAAGUCUUACUAUGUAGGUGGACCUGAGUUCGACUAUCUUUACCUCCAAUUUUUGUUAUAUUUAAAACGUAUGGACUACAAUUUCCACCACGCCUGGGUCUCAUCAGCACAUUUAACUGGAAUCAACCCAGAUAAAUCAGCACUUAUUUUCGACAUGCCACCACUAGAUCAAAUUGCCACGGGUGUUAUUGGGUAA